CUAUUGACAUGUUUAGUGCGCAAGACAAGAGAGAUAGCCUAGACCUCAUUUAUAUUCUUCAGCGUACAGAAAUAGGAUCUAAUACUGACUUUAUUCGAGGAGGACAAUCCUAACGAAACAUUUUACAGAGUGAGAGAUGGAUUCGCAGACUAAGGCUGCGCCGAUGCGCGUGCUCGUCACGGGCGGAUCCGGAUUGGUCGGGAAGGCCAUCGAGCACGUGGUGAAACAAGAAGGCGGCUGUCUCGAGGGCGAACAGUGGACCUUCCUCUGCUCCAAAGAAGCCAACCUCGUAGAUCUACAACAGACAAUAGCAGUUUUUAAGAAGUAUCGGCCCACCCAUGUCAUCCACCUGGCUGCCAAGGUGGGAGGACUCUACCUUCACAUGAAGGAGAACCUACACUUUCUGAGGGACAACCUUCGCAUCAAUGACAACGUGCUGCAGACGUCUCACGAAAUGGGCGUCAUCAAGGUGGUGUCCUGCCUGUCCAGCUGCAUCUUUCCUGACAAGACCACCUACCCUAUCGAUGAGAGCAUGAUCCACAAUGGGCCUCCACACGACUCAAACUUUGGCUACUCACAUGCCAAAAGAAUGAUUGAUAUUCAGAACAGGGGAUACUUUGCACAGCAUGGGCGUCGCUACACCGCCGUAAUCCCGACUAACGUGUAUGGUCCCUAUGACAACUUCAACUUUGAAAAUGGUCACGUGCUGUCGGCACUCAUGCACAAGACACAUGCUGCUAAAAAGGAGGGAACCCCUCUACAGGUGUGGGGCUCCGGAACACCCAGGAGACAAUUCAUCUACUCUCUGGAUGUAGCGCGUCUGUUCCUCUGGGUGCUGCGGGAGUAUGAUGAGAUUGACCCCAUCAUUCUCUCUGUGGGGGAGGAGGAGGAGCUCCCCAUCAAGGACACCGUAGAUAUGAUUGCAGAUGCCCUGGACUUCAAAGGUCAAAUAGUUUUCGACACCAGCAAGUCAGACGGUCAGAUGAAGAAGACGGCCAGCAAUGCCAAGCUGCGACGCUACCUCCCUGACUUCACCUUCACGCCGCUCUCUGAAGGUAUCAAGAAGACCUGUGAUUGGUUCGUGAACAACUACGACAUAGCCCGAACAUGAAGACCAAUGAAGAUAGAGACAUGAAGAUUGUUUAAUGAAAAAGACUAGGGCUACGUCCCAAUACUACUACUGUGCCUUCCUUCUCUUGUGUCCUUUCCUUCAUGUCAACUGAUAAGUGAAAGUUCUGGAUAGGUUUCACCAUAUGGCCGGUUAAUUUCUGUCAGAUCAGUGAUCAUGAAGGAAAGGCACACAGCACUCACAAUCUCUGUGAAAGUGGAGGCAGGUAUACCCCACCUUGUUUUAAUGUAGUUGUUUACACGCAAAAUUAUCAAUUAAAGGGAUACUUGGGGAUUUUGGCAAUGAGGCCCUUUAUCUACUUCCCCAGAGUUAGUUGAACUUGUGGAUACCAUUUUUAUGUCUCUAUGUCCAGUAUAAAGGAACUUAGAGGUAGUUUCGUGAGCCAAUGCUAACUAGCAUUAGUGCAAUGACUGGAAGUCUAUGGGUAUCUGCUAGCAUGCUAGGAAGCAGAAAAAUCUGUUUGGAUGCGUAACUUUUGCAGAGCGUGAGACCCUCCGACAACCUGGUUGUAAUUGUACCAGCUCUGGGGGAGACUUAGAUUUCAAAGCACAGCUCACACCCGAGAGCAAUAGGAUAUAGUAUUGGCUGGCGCUCUGCUCGCCCUGACCAAAAGUUACGCUUCCAGUGUAGCAGGUCAAAAAAGCCCCAGUGUAGCCCCUAUGUUAGGCUACUGAAAUUCAGCUUUAAAAAAUCACCUGCCUAAUGGGACAACCACAGAGCAGGUUCAACUUGUCCGGCGGCCAUAAAUGCCAUAAAUUGUCCGUCUUUCACUUAAACAAUGGGGAUGAACCAGAAUGAUCAAUUUUAGGCUAGGUCUACUCAGAGCAGGUUCAACUUGCCCGACUGCUCAGUUCACUUGCUCCAGGCAAUAGGGCAACCCUUAAGGUCAAUCCCUGAUUAUGUCCUUCCCUGACGGUGGCUGAAACGGUCCAGCCACCUGAUCACCUAUGACUACCAGUUACUAUGAGCAAUACUGCAGGGUAAUGUGUUUACACUCAAAUAUAUCACAUUUUUAUUUCAAUAUCUAAAAUAUAUAGUUGAAGUGUAUGAUCUAUUUGUGAUUGAAUAUUGACAAAAAUAUUAAAGGGCUUUUUCUUGAUGUAAGAA
Messenger RNA from Coregonus clupeaformis (lake whitefish), 2236 nucleotides. RefSeq names its product GDP-L-fucose synthase-like. NCBI's taxonomy places the organism in Eukaryota, Metazoa, Chordata, Actinopteri, Salmoniformes, Salmonidae. The transcript has 11 exons. The coding region runs from base 137 to 1111 and encodes 324 amino acids. The record is from RefSeq and is a predicted model, not a curated record. Gene Ontology annotation, biological process: nucleotide-sugar biosynthetic process. Gene Ontology annotation, molecular function: GDP-L-fucose synthase activity.